Messenger RNA from Chara braunii, 4070 nucleotides. NCBI's taxonomy places the organism in Eukaryota, Viridiplantae, Streptophyta, Charophyceae, Charales, Characeae. The record is from the annotation of a GenBank genome assembly.
GCGCGGCGCGGGUGUCGCCCACACCCCGGCGUCGUUGCAGCCAUCCAGAGAGGGAGCGAUCGAGGAAGGACGUGGUCGCUGUGCAGUUAGCGGUAGAAACGCGGCCAUACUCACCUUAGGAAUUGUCAUAGAAUAGACGGAACCUGGGUUGAUUUCGGGGUCAGAUACGUUCCGAAAACUUGGGUGUGAGCUUGCCGUCCUGAAAAAAGACUGCUGUGGCAGGACGAAGACUGCUGCUGCUGACGGAGGCGGGUGAUCUCUGCCGCUGUCGUGGUAGGAGGAAAUUAGCCACGUCUUCUUCGGGAAUUGAGCGGUGGACACAAUGCCGGAAUUGCCGGAAGUUGAGGCAUCAAGGAGGGCAGUGAUGGAAAACUGCCGAGGGAAGAAAAUUUCAGAGGCUAUUGUUGAAGAUGACAAUUUGGUUAUAGAAGGUCUUUCUCCUAACGAGUUAGGAAAUGGCCUUACUGGCAGAGUUCUUGUGGCUGUGCACAGGAAGGGAAAGCAUCUCUGGUUUGAGCUCGACAAGCGACCAUGGCCAACUUUUCACUUUGGUAUGACAGGUUCCAUCAAAAUACGUGGUGUUGAAGUUGUCCGCUAUCGACGGUCAAUUUUCAAGCAGGAUGAGGAAUGGCCACCCAAAUUCUACAAGCUUAUUCUUAAGUUUAAUGAUGGCGUGCAGCUGGCAUUUACUGAUUCUCGGCGGUUUGCACGCAUACGUCUGGUUGACGAUCCUCUUGCUACCCCCCCAGUAAGCGAAUUGGGAGUUGAUGCAUUUUCUGAACUUCCGCCGCCCAACGAGUUUGCAGCGCUGGUUUCAAAGAGAGGUGUUUCAAUCAAGUCACUCCUUCUUGACCAGCGCACUUUGGCUGGCGUUGGGAACUGGGUUGCAGAUGAGGUGCUUUGCCAGGCUCGUAUCCAUCCAGAGCAGGUGGCAAGCUCUUUAACGCGAGAGCAGUGUGAUGCGCUGCACCGCAGUUUGCAAACGGUUCUUAAGACUGCUGUAGAGCUGGACGCUGACUGCGAGAAGUUCCCAAAGAACUGGCUCUUUCAUUAUCGCUGGGAUAAGCUGCCAGGCAAAAUCAAUGGGCAUCCAAUCUCGUAUGCUACGGUUGGUCAGCGAACCACAGCGUUCGUACCGGCACUGCAAAAAAAAGUAGGCACGGGAAAGGUUAUCGGAACAAGGGGUGGGUCAAGAUCAACGAAAAGCGAAAAAGCAGCCAUAGACGUGUCAGUGAAUUCAGCGGAAGAGCCGGUCGAGCCAUUGAAGUUACGGUCCACGACAAGUCGAAAGAGGAGGAGGGCAAGUGAGCAGCAACAGGACAGCUCUGUCGAGGAGGAUGGGAGCCCGGGUGUUGAAACAGGAGGCAAGAGGGUAAGAGGAACAGCAGCCGCAGCAAGCGGGAAAAUGGAAGAUGAGAAUGCAGAAACUGAUGCUAGAACGACUCCAAAAAGAGCCACCCCAGGAAAGACAAACAUGGCCUUACGCAGCGUGGUGAAGGCGAACGGAAGCCCUGGUGUUGGAACAAGAGGAAAGAGAGGAAGGGAAACAGCGGUGGCAGGAAGUGGGAAAAUGGAUGACGAGAAUGCGGAAACAGAUGCUAGAACAAGAGGCACUCCCGGAAAGACGAACAUGGCAUUGCGAAAUGCUAGAACAACUCCAGCAAAAACGAACAUGGCAUUGCGAAGUGCCACCAAGGACUUUCUUGACUCCAAGGAGGAUGGAAACCCUGGUGUAGGAACAAGAGCAAAGAGGGCAGGGGAAACAGGAGUGGCAGCAAGCAGGAAAAUGGACGAUAGAAAUUCAGAAACAGAGACCAGAACCACUCCGUCAAGAGGAAGCGCAGGAAAGACGAACAUGGCGUUGCGCAGUGCGACAAAGGAGGAUGUAAACCCUGGUGUGGGUACAAGAGGUAAGAGACCAAGGGAAACAGCAGCAGUAAGUGGAAAAAUGGAUGAAGGGAAUGCAGAGGCAGAUCCUGCAACGACUCCACGGGUAGCAACACCAGGAAAGGCGGACAUGGGCUCGCGCAGGGCCGCCAAGGAGGAUGGAAGCCCGGGUGUGGAAACAAGAGGCAAGAGAGCACGGGAAACAGAAGUGGCAGCGAGCGGGAAAAUGCACAACGGCAAUCCGCAAACAGAUACUAGAACAAAUCCAUCGAGAGGAACGCCAUGGAAAAUGAACAUUGCGUUGCGCAGUGCUAUCAAGGAGGACGGAAGCCCUGGUGUCGAAACUCGAGGCAGCAGGAGAACAGCCCCGGUGGCAGUCGGGAAAAUGGAUGAUGGGAAUGGAGAAACGGACGCAACUGCAUCGAGAACAAGGCAAGGAAAGGUAAACAUAGCGUUACGCAAACACUCGAAACAGGAGAAUCAAUCUGCACCACCGGUCGAGCAAAAGACGAUUGGCAAGAAUGACACCACGCAGAAAGGAACAGCAAAGAGCAAAGAUGGUGGUGGAGGGAGUGAGGAAGGAGAUGGGAAGAUUACAAGGGGGAAGAAAACGCGCGCACAAGACAGCGGAAAGGAGGAGGAGGGUGGUGAAAGAACGGCCCCUGCUGUGUUAGAUAAGAAUAGCAAGGGAAACACUCCUGCCAAGGGAGUUCCGAACAAGAGAAGCAACUCGGCAGAGCAAGACCAUAUGGUCCAUAUCAUCAUUGAGGCAGCAAAAGAAGAUGUAAAUGCCAACAAAAGUGCAAGGGGAGGAGCAACACCGCAGCAGCUCCGAGGACGAAACCCCCCUCGGGGAGUCAAAAAACAAUCAUCAGCUUCGCAGGAGGAGAGCACGCCGGGAUCCAGGGAGGUCAAGGCAGGGAGUAACGGCGUGCAGAAGCAAACGCAUGCCCGAGAAGGUAAAGUUCCCAUUCCAGAAAUAAAGAAUGGAGUAGAAAACAGUAUCGGAAAGCAUAGUAGGACACGAGCUAGAUUUCAGCGAAAGGGGACACACACUUCACAGAAACAAAGGCAGGAUGUAAAAGAGAAGGGCACUGGGCGUCGUCCCUUAACCAAGGAAAUAAACAAGAUAGGCGGUGAUGCUGAUGGUGUUAGUGACGAAGGGCGAAGGAGAAGUGCCCGGAUCGGUACAAAAAAAGCGUAGUCGACACACUCAGCGAAAGGGGCAAGAAAAGGGUAGAGAAAGCACGUCACGAAAGUAUCUAAGAGUACUAUGCAACUAUUGCUACUGUGGUUUCCUCUGCUUCCUUCUCCAUUGGCAUGGUUGCUGCUGGUCCAUCCCCAACUUCACCAUCGCAUGGCCUGAAACAGGUCAUCUAUGUAUGCGAGCGGGUGUCACAGUUCCCACCGCACACAUCCUCUGUGCAUCUAUUUCCCUCUUGCUAGCAUGUACACACACACGCACACAGACAGACACAGAGAGAGAGAGAGAGUGUGAGAGAGAGAGAGAGAGAGAGAGAGUCAGAGUCUGUGUGCAGACAAAACGGAAGCCAGUUAGUCUCAAACCACUCCUUGGCUGAAAGAGCAGUCUUGGAAUGGGUAAUGUAUUCUAUGUAGUUAUCUGUGUAACAAUUAGAAGUAGGAGGAAAUGUAUGGGGUGGGGGCUGGGGUGGGAGGUGGGGGGUCGGGUGGGUGCGCCCAGCAGGUGGGGGCAAGUGGGGGCAAGUGGGAUCCAGAUAGACAGAGAAAGUGAGUGAGUUUCAGAUGGCAUCCUGUUUUGGCAUAAUGGUCUAAUACACAGGUAAUUGCUCGGCAAAGAUGCAAUGCAAUCAGUAACUUGGCUAGAAGGCAUAAAAACUUCUCCACUAGCUGGUUUGAGGUGAUUAUCCUUUUGGAAGACAGCAUGUGUGAAGCCUUGCAUGCCCUCCUUGACUGGCAUCCAUUUCAUAUCCUUGAAGGGGAUCAUCGCUGCCCUGCUGUGGUACUCUUUCUGUUGCUCUCUUCUCCCCUUCCUAUUGCCUACGUCGACCUUCUCAUUUUCCAUUUUUCUCUUUUUCUCGGUCUUUGUUGUGUCGUCUCCUCCAACCGAUUUUCCUUGUAAGGAAACUCUCAGAAGUGGAAUCCUUUCAUUUCGAAUCAUUUGACAUUUCUUCAGCAAUGGUUGAAUUCAGACAUACGGAUCU